AUGACUUUGCAAUGCAACAAACGAACCGUUUUGUUUGAAUCAUUCAGUGUGAUUGUUGUUUGCCGGUGCACGCCGGGUCCAGUCCGUUACAUCUCGCCCACUCAGCUUCGGAAACAUGCUUCGCCUGCUGUGAAGAAAUCGCAAUUAAAUACUACUCCGAAAACUUUGGCCUUGAAGAGUACGCCUGGUAAAAGUGGGAGCAAGAGGCCGUUGCCGGAGGAAUCGGACAGUGAGGAGGAAAACCAUGAGUUGUUCCCUCAAAACGGAUUUCUGAAAAGCAAGGUAACGUAUUCUUUUAUACGGAGCCAUAUAGUUCUUUAUAUCUUAAGCGAACGCAGUUCCUAGUUCGUGCUAUGCCUACAUAAGCCCAUGAGUAUUGGUUCGAGCAUCCUGCUGCUUGAGACGAUAACUGACGUGAUUUUUUGUCUCCUAGACGAGUAGAAAUUCGAACCGCACCAGGGCUAACUUACGAGUUCAAAUUGUAUCAACCAUGCAAUUUCUGUGUCCAGCGCAUCUGAAUCCGAUGCCACCAAGGACCCGCUAGACUGGCAAAAUAGAAAUUAUAGGCAUUCAGUCUACGCUGGACAGUC
Messenger RNA from Opisthorchis viverrini, 590 nucleotides. RefSeq lists its product as hypothetical. Lineage: Eukaryota; Metazoa; Platyhelminthes; Trematoda; Opisthorchiida; Opisthorchiidae. The transcript is spliced from 2 exons. The record is from RefSeq and is a predicted model, not a curated record. The coding region runs from base 1 to 345 and encodes 114 amino acids.